AUUUUAUGGAUCGUCUUAACCCAUCUUCAAAAGAUUGCAUAGUUCCACUAAUUGAAGAAAAUUCUCCUUGUCUUUGUAAUAAAUAAUAUUUAUAAUUAGAAAUAAACAAACCAGAGAUUGAUCAUGCCUUUUUAUUACCACAAUUUUCUUAAAUGAUGAUGUAGAAUCCAGACUUCUUUCUUUAAACUGUCUAAUUAGAGUAAUUAAAGCAGAUGUAGUCAUCAUUCUAUUCACAAAUGAAUAACAUCCCACUAAUCACUGAUGAACCUAGAGUAAUGGAUUUGUUCACACAAUAACUUUUAUAAUAAUAACUAAUGUUAAAUGCAGCAUUGUUAAACCAAUUCUAAGUAAAUAGAUUAUUAAUUAGGGUGUUGAAAAUAUCAAUUAUAGUCAAACAAAAGAUCUCGGGGACAAUAAAAUAAAAAGAAAACAUAUAAAAAAAUCACAUAAUCCUUAGUUCAAUAAUGGUAUUAUAUAUUUUUAUAUUAAAGGUCAUUGGAGUGCUUAAGAACAUUAAGUUUAUUUAACAUUUUUAUCAUAACAUCGAGAAGUUAUGGAAAGUUCCGAGUUAAAAAAAACAAAUAAGAUUUUUAAACUUAUGUCUGAUAUCAUUAAGUCUAGAUCUCCUUCCCAAUGUCGUUCUCAUCAUUAGAAAUUCAAUCCUUACUCUAAAUAUUUAGUAAAUGUAAGUUGCAUUAUAUAAAUUAGAAUAAUAUUGUGAGAAGAAAAAUGAAAGAACAAAUGUUGAAUGAUUCUAAACAAUAAAAACAAUCUUAAUUAGAUAAUGAAAAUAUACAGCAAUCCCAAGAUUCAAAUUAAAAGUAGUCCUAAUAGCAAUAGCAAGACUUGAAUCUAAAAAUGGAAUCUUAAUAAUAGUUAUUAGAAUCAAAUUUGAGAGAAGACUAAUAAUAACUUAGUGGUUAAGAAUGA
Paramecium octaurelia is the source of this 930-nucleotide messenger RNA. Lineage: Eukaryota; Ciliophora; Oligohymenophorea; Peniculida; Parameciidae. The record is from the annotation of a GenBank genome assembly.